UACCACAGAUUAAUCUGUGCAACACUUAAGUUGGUCGAUUGUGAUUUUCACGUCACAAACGUCAAAUCGACGAACAUAACCUCCAAAUACACGUGUAUUAAUUUGUUUAAAUAAUUCAAUAAAAUGGACAGUGACGCGAGUGAUAACUAUGAGGAUUUGUACAGCGAGGAAGACGCCUCAAAGCACGACAAAUUGGUGCAGAAGGUGCUAAGUUUAAAUAAGACGCAACAGCUCAAGAAGCCCUCCCGGACCGAACCGACCCUCCAAAUCUCCGAAUUCAAUUUGGUGAAGUCCAUAACCGGCCAUAAAGGUGCAGUCCACUUAAAUGACUUGGCCAAAACGUUAAAAUCGCGAAAAAGUCGGCUCAAAAUCAGCGAAAACGUCAAAAAAAUCCAGAGACACUCGCGCACCCUCCCCAAGCCUUUGAAGAAGCCCCAAGCCAACCGUAUCCGGCGAAGUGUUGCGUAUGAGAAGACGCGCCUCGAACUGGACCGGUGGGAGGCCACAGUCACUGCAAAUCGCGUCGCGACUAAUUUGUCCUUCCCCUUAGACAAUGAUUAUAAAUUGGAGAAAAAAGAAAAUAAGAAUUUUACUAGCAUGUGGCGCGUGAAAUCGGCCCUUCAACAGGAAUUGGAGAAGAUUGAGCCCACAGUUGAGGAGUAUCAUAUUGAUUUAGAGAAGGAGAAGUUUCCACUAACAAUGAAGGAAAUGUUGGUUCGACGGCAAGAAGCGGCAAAGUUGAGGGCGUAUCAAGGGUAUAGAGAAGCCAAAGCGCGUCGACAGAGGAAAAUCAAGAGCAAGAAGUAUCACAGGAUACAGAAACGUGAAAAAAUUAAGAAACAGUUGAAGGAGUUUGAGCUGUUGCAAAAAACGAAUCCAGAGGAGGCGCUCAAAAAAUUGGAGGAGAUUGAGAAGACGAGGAUUGAGGAGAGGUUUAGUUUGAGGCAUAAAAGUACGGGGAAGUGGGCGAGGAAUCAGCAAGUCAGAGCCAAAUAUGACAAAGAGAGUCGGCAAGUUUUAGCACAACAAUUAACAUUAAGUCGCGAGCUUACGCAAAAAUUAAAGAAUAAUAAUAGCGACUCUGAUGAAGAUGAAGCAAAAGAAGAAGAAAAAGUUCCUGAAGUGAUUGAUAAAGAUAAUCCAUGGGUGAACGGAAUCAAGCCAGGAAAAGAUGUUGCCGAUUUUAUCAGCGGUUAUCGGAAAUAUUGGAUGGAGAAAAAUAAAGAAGGAGAAACUGGGCAAUUACAAGAAGACGCUCAAGAAAAUGUGACUGUUAGUGAAGAAAUCCAGAUGGAGAAUAAUAAACAAUUGGAAGAAGAAGCUUCGACUAUUGACGAAGGAUAUCGGGUGGAGAAGAAUAAAGAUGAAGAAGAAAAAACAGAACAAUCUCAAGAAGACAGUCCUGAAGCAACUUUGACUAUUAGUGAAGAAAAAGUAACAAAAAAGAAAAAACAAUCAAAGGUUGGGAAGAAAAAGAAUUCAACUGAAGAUUUAAAACAAUCCAAAUCAACAUCUGACUGGGAAAUUAGUGUUGUUGAUAAUGCUACAGACGUCGAAGACAUGUUUAAUAAAUUAGAAAAAAAGCUUCAAAGAACAAUGUUGAAAAGAGUGAAGAAAUUAAAACAUAAAAUAAAUAAAGAAGACAAAACGAAGACAGAACCUAAAAGGAAAAAAGUUGAUAACAAAGUCGAUUUAACUCUAAAUCCCCAAAAGAAAAUUCCAAUAAUUGACGAAGAAUUGAUCGAAAACACGAAUUCCGAUGCCGAAAACUCCCAAAAUAACGAAACCUUGUCAAACCUAAAAAACAUCUCAACUAAAGAAGUGGCCCAAAACGAGUCAAACAUAGACCCCGACAAAUACAUGAAAGUCAAACCAACAAAUCUCUCAACUGCAAUUCCCGACAUUUUAACAGAAGAUAACGAAGAACCAACUCAACGCGAAAUCAUUUCUGAAGCAUUUGAAGACGACGAUAUCGUCCAAGAAUUCGCAAAAGAAAAACAGGACGAAGUCGACCGAGACAAGCCGAAAGAUAUCGAUCUGAGUUUGCCAGGUUGGGGCAGUUGGGGUGGUACCAACAUAAAAGUAAACAAGCGCAAAAAGCGAAGAUUCACAAUCAAAGCGCCGCCAAAAGUCCCUAGAAGGGACGAUAAUAAAGGAACCCUGAUAAUUAAUGAGAAAGCGCAAAAUAAAAUUAAAGAACACAUGGUGUCUGAAGUUCCGUUCCCUUUCAAAACUGUGAAGGAUUUUGAGGCGAGCAUGAGGGCACCUAUUAGUAACACUUUUGUACCGGAAACGGCCUACAGGAGGUUGAUCAAACCAGCGGUUACGACCAAGAUGGGUACAAUCAUCGAACCUAUAAGCAAAGAUAUACUUAUAAAUAAACGUAAUUGAACUCA
Molecule: messenger RNA, 2396 nt
Organism: Tribolium castaneum (red flour beetle)
Lineage: Eukaryota; Metazoa; Arthropoda; Insecta; Coleoptera; Tenebrionidae
Exons: 2
Coding region: 124-2391 (755 amino acids)
Biological process (GO): rRNA processing
Cellular component (GO): small-subunit processome; nucleolus
Source: RefSeq, a predicted model, not a curated record